GCCGCCACCAAAACAACAGAGAAAGAAAAAAACCCAAGCCCUUAUGGUAUUUGGGGAAUUCUGACGUUUUAAACAAAACCUAAAAAACUGUUUAAAAAAACAAACUUAGAGUGGACGGAAAAUACGAGAAGACUGUGAUGUGUGUAAGGAAUGGUCUGGAGCAGUGAGAGGUCGCAGGAGCCUCGUCAGUAGCUGUCACCACGGCGGGGGAUCUCCGAACCUCCGUCUGCAAGGUGGUCAUCUACCUCCAAAAGGACAUGUCCGGGGACCGCUGCCUGCCGCAGCACCACAUCCAGGAUGAGCCCACCUCCCCCCAUCCCCUUGUGGUCUGUCCCAAGACCAGAACCUGUGGUUAUCGAGAGGCCGCGAGUCUGGGCAACAAAUAUGUCCGCCUCAACGUUGGAGGGAUGCUGUUUUUCACCCCGCUGCAGGUGCUAACCAGGCAGAAUUCUCUGCUGAAAGCCAUGUUCAGUGGGAAGAAAGAAGUCUUCACUGAUAAGGAAGGUUGGAUCCUGAUCGACCGGAGCGGGAAGCACUUCAACAGCAUCCUGAAUUACCUGCGUGAAGGUACCGUCACCUUACCCAAAGGUCGUCAGGCUGUCCAGGAGCUGCUGGCUGAGGCCAAGUACUACCUCCUCCAGGGCCUUGUAGAGCUGUGUCAAAAUACCCUGCAGGACAAUAAAGAGCAACCGAUGUGUGUUAUACCUGUGAUUACUUCGUGUAAAGAAGAGGAGCAGCUCAUCCAGUCAUCCUCCAAGCCUGUGGUGAAGCUGUUGUACAACAGAAGCAACAACAAGUACUCCUACACCAGUAACUCCGAUGACAACCUGUUGAAGAACAUCGAGCUGUUUGACAGGCUGUCCCUCAGCUUCAACAGCCGCGUCCUCUUCUUUAAAGACGUGAUCGGAGACGAGAUCUGCUGCUGGUCCUUCUACGGUCAGGGUCGCAAGCUGGCUGAGGUGUGCUGCACCUCCAUCGUCUAUGCCACAGAGAAGAAGCAGACCAAGGUGGAGUUCCCUGAAGCUCGGAUCUAUGAGGAGACCCUGAACUCGUUGCUGUAUGAGACCAUGCCGCUGCCGGACAACUCCCUGCUGGAGGCCACGCGGCGAAGCUACAACAACUGUGGCUCCCUGAGCGAGGAGGAGGAGGGGCCCGGGGGGGCCGAGCUUCGCGAGCGCGUCCGGAGAAUUCACGUGAAGAGGUACAGCACGUAUGAUGACCGCCCACUGGGACACUGAGACUGAAACCCACACCGCACCUUGGACUGAGCUCAACCCUACCUUUAUUUCACUAGAAAUGGUUUUCCUUAUUUUCUCUACAAAGAUCUACAGGAGGUCCAGAUUGUUGGUCCUUCUUAAUCAAAGGCUCCACAGCAUCUACGUUGUAUUUGACAGAACUGUGGCUAUUAUUUCACUAAUGUGUAUAACUGUUGGACUUAUCAGCUACAUCAGCUGGAAAAUAUCUUUCCUAAAGAAUGUAUUUUUUUUCACAGUCAAACAAUUGACAAAUAUGUACCAGUUCCAGUUAUUAUGGAACCGUUCCUGUGCCUCUAAUACUUUGUAAUGCUGCUCAAAAUACUGCCUUAUACCAGUUGUGAAUAUUAAAGUUCUUUUUAUCUUG
This is a messenger RNA of Fundulus heteroclitus (mummichog), 1620 nucleotides long. RefSeq names its product tumor necrosis factor, alpha-induced protein 1 (endothelial) (gene tnfaip1). Gene Ontology annotation, biological process: negative regulation of Rho protein signal transduction; proteasome-mediated ubiquitin-dependent protein catabolic process; protein homooligomerization. The transcript is spliced from 7 exons. The record is from RefSeq and is a predicted model, not a curated record. Gene Ontology annotation, cellular component: Cul3-RING ubiquitin ligase complex. Gene Ontology annotation, molecular function: ubiquitin-protein transferase activity; protein binding. Lineage: Eukaryota; Metazoa; Chordata; Actinopteri; Cyprinodontiformes; Fundulidae. The coding region runs from base 258 to 1238 and encodes 326 amino acids.